Molecule: messenger RNA, 1266 nt
Organism: Fomitopsis serialis
Lineage: Eukaryota; Fungi; Basidiomycota; Agaricomycetes; Polyporales; Fomitopsidaceae
Product: UPF0005-domain-containing protein
Exons: 8
Coding region: 53-841 (262 amino acids)
Cellular component (GO): membrane
Source: RefSeq, a predicted model, not a curated record
CUCAGCUUUCCGCACUCCUCGCGAGUCGCAGACAUCUUCUCCUUCGACUACCAUGUCUACAAACCACUACACCGCUCCUCCGCCUGCCUACAGCGCGCAGAAGCUUUCCAAGGUGCCUGGCGAUGAGGAGGCAUCGCAGCCCCUCCUGAGCCCGACAGCGGGUCCUAGCUCGGGUCCUGGUGGCAUAUACGACCAACCCGGGUUUGAUGACAUUCCCGACGACUUCAAGUAUGGUACCACGGUCUCAGAGAGCGCUCUGGAGAUCAGGAACGCCUUCGUCAGGAAGGUCUACUCCAUCUUGUUUUGCCAGAUCCUCGCGACUUGCGUCGUCGCUGGUGGUAUUUCCCGGUCUCCUGACACCAUAUUCUGGGUUCAGACCCACUUGUGGUCAUUCUACAUUCCCCUAUUCGGUACCCUCAUCAACCUUGGGCUGCUCUUCUGGAAGCGCCACAGCCAUCCGGCCAACCUAGUCCUUCUCUCCACCUUCACUCUUUUCGAAGCCUUCACCCUCGGCGUCACCGUCGCCUUCUUCGACACCAAUGUCGUUAUGCAGGCUUUGUUGAUCACCGUGGGUGUCUUCCUCGGUCUGACCUUGUUUACGCUGCAAUCCAAGUAUGACUUCUCGGGAAUGGGCGGGUGGUUGUUCGGCGGCCUAGUCGCCCUCAUGAUGACCGGCUUUGUCAGCAUUUUCUUCCCCUUCAGCCGCACUCUGGACAUGGUGUACGCUGGCGGUGGUUGCGUCCUCUUCAGUGGGUACGUCGUCUACGACACGUACAUGAUCACGAAGCGUCUCUCGCCGGAUGAAUACAUUAUGGCGGCUAUCAGCCUCUACCUUGAGUGAGUAGCAGUCCCUGGACGUUUAGACUCGUGCUGACCUUGACUCGUCUAGCUUCAUCAAUCUUUGUAAGUUGCAAUCGUGCGUCUGACUCUGACCAGCUCUGACCCGACCCAUUUUAGUCAUCAACAUCCUUCGUCUGUUGAAUGAUAUGAACCGUGACUGAAGAUUCAAACAAGAGUAUCUUUAUCGGUCGUUGUAAUGUAGACGGUCCGCAGGUUUGCUGAUCUAUUGUUGAGACGUCUCUAAUCUCGGACCUAUUCCAUUGUACUCGAAGUGUAUUGUGUUCUGGGUAGUCCGAUCCGAAACCUUCCAUUCCAAUCAUGUUGAUGACCGGUCGGCAGUGCUUGUAGUUAUGGCGCCUUUGGCUCGCAUGCCUUGCCCCCAUCCUUGUAAUAUUCCAUAGCAGACUCUGUGUCCAGCAUGAGAUU